AUGACCAACUCCUGCUGCUCCCCUUGCUGCCAGCCUUCCUGCUGCAGGACCACCUGCUGCAGAACCACAUGCUGGAGACCAAGCUGUGUGAGCAGCUGCUGCCAGCCCUGCUGCUGUGAGCCCUGCUGCUGCCAGCCCUGCUGUGAAACCACCUGCUGCAAGUCCACCUGCUGGAAACCAACCUGUGUGACCAGCUGUUGCUGUCCACCCUGCUGCCAGCCCAGCUGCUGUAAAACCACCUGCUGUAAGCCAACCUGUGUGAACACCUGUUGCUGCACACCCUCUUGCUGCCAGCCUUCCUGCUGCACUACUGUCUGCUGUAAACCAGUGUGUGUGACCAGUUGCUGCUGUCCACCCUGCUGCCAGCCCAGCUGCUGUGAAACUACCUGCUGCAAGACUACCUGCUGUAAGCCAACCUGUGUGACCAGCUGCUGCUGUCCACCCUGCUGCCAGCCCAGCUGCUGUGAAACCACCUGCUGCAAGACCACCUGCUGUAAGCCAACCUGUGUGACCAGCUGCUGCCAGCUCUGCUACAAGCCCAGCUGCUGUAAAACCACCUGCUGCAAGACCACCUGCUGUAAGCCAACCUGUGUGACCAGCUGCUGCUGUCCACCUUGCUGCCAGCCCAGCUGCUGUGAAACCACCUGCUGCAAGACCACCUGCUGUAAGCCAACCUGUGAGACCAGCUGCUGUCAGCCCUGCUGCAAGCCAAACUGCUGUAAAACCACCUGUUGCAAGACCACCUGCUGGAAACCAAUCUGUGUGAACACCUGUUGCUGUACACCCUGCUGCCAACCCAGCUGUUGUGAAAUCUGCUACUGCCUGCCCUGCUGCUGUGAGUCCUGCUGCUGCCAGCCCUGCUGCUGCCAGCCCUGCUACUGUGAGCCCUGCUGCUGCCCAACCUGCUCUGAAACCACCUGCUGCUAGACCACCUGAUGUAAACCAAUGCUUGAGACCACCUGGGGACUCUAG
Molecule: messenger RNA, 972 nt
Organism: Myodes glareolus (Bank vole)
Lineage: Eukaryota; Metazoa; Chordata; Mammalia; Rodentia; Cricetidae
Source: RefSeq, a predicted model, not a curated record